This is a messenger RNA of Schistosoma haematobium, 2348 nucleotides long. RefSeq lists its product as uncharacterized. Bases 160 to 1845 code for a protein of 561 amino acids. The record is from RefSeq and is a predicted model, not a curated record. Gene Ontology annotation, biological process: aminergic neurotransmitter loading into synaptic vesicle; transmembrane transport. Gene Ontology annotation, cellular component: synaptic vesicle membrane; terminal bouton. NCBI's taxonomy places the organism in Eukaryota, Metazoa, Platyhelminthes, Trematoda, Strigeidida, Schistosomatidae. The transcript has 15 exons. Gene Ontology annotation, molecular function: serotonin:sodium:chloride symporter activity.
AAUGUAUUGACAAUUAGUAGACUGUUCAUUAUAUCAGUAAUCUCUACAGUCGAUAUUAAUUAAACAACAUAAAAUACGUGAAUCUUUUAUUUAUUUUAUUUUUGUAUCGAAAAGCUGGAAUACGUAAAACAACGUAUCAAACUAUUGGCUUACGCCGAUAUGAAUGUAUCCGAGGAGGAUAAAAAACACUGGGGUAUGGAUAAAUUAACCGGUGGUGGAAGUCGAUUACGAGGAUGUUUUGGAGAUCGAAGAAUGAUAUUAUUCAUUGUUUUUAUUGCAUUAUUUUUAGAUAAUAUGUUGUUAACAGUAGUCAUUCCCAUUAUACCCGACUUCUUAUUAUCUCAUCAAACAACGAAUCUUUCAACAUCUAUCAAUGAAACUUUAUUAGGAGAUAAAUAUUGUACAAAAUUAUUAAAUGUCACUGAUAAAAUUAAUCUGCAAAAAUCAAUAAUUUGGGCAUCAAGAGGACAUGCUGUCCAACAUCAACCAAUAGGAUUGACAGAUCAAUUGAAAAUGAUGUUAGACGAUAAACGAAUUCAGUAUUUACUUGCUGAUACUAGAUUUAAUGAGUGUAUGGUAAAUGCAACAAUAGAAAUUGAAAAAAUCACCGCUGAAGAAUUGGGGAAUGAACAUAUUCAAGUUGGUAUAAUGUUUGCAUCGAAAGCGAUAGUACAAAUGAUUGCAAAUCCUAUGAUUGGUCCAUUAACAAACAGAAUUGGCUAUAGUGUUCCAAUGUUCACUGGAUUUGUGAUAAUGUUUACAUCUACUAUCGUGUUUGCAUUUGGUGAAAGCUAUACAGUUCUAUUCUUUGCCAGAGCUUUACAAGGUGUUGGAUCUGCUUGUUCCAGUGUAUCAGGAAUGGGAAUGUUAGCCACUUGUUACACUGACGAUAAAGAUAGAAGUCAUGCAUUCUCAGUUGCACUUAGUGGAUUGGCUAUUGGUGUAUUGGUAGGACCACCGUUCGGGGGCAUCGCCUAUCAGUUCAUUAGUAAAGAAGCACCAUUUUUAAUUUUGGCAGCGUUAGCCUUAGCUGAUGGAACUUUACAAUUAAUUGCACUAAAACCAAAAGUACGUAAAGAAGAUCAAAAAGGUGCUGCAUUAUGUGAACUUUUAAGAGAUCCAUAUAUAUUGAUCGCUUCAGGUUCAAUAACUUUUGGUAAUAUGGGCAUUGCUUUACUUGAAUCAUCUUUACCAUUAUGGAUGUGGAAAACAAUGAAAUCAGAAGGAUGGCAACAAGGUGUUGCCUUUUUACCAUGUAGUAUUGCUUAUUUUAUUGGAACAAAUAUAUUUGGACCAAUUGCUCAUAAAAUUGGUCGAGGUAUAAGUGCUGGUCUUGGUAUGAUUAUAUGUGGAAUAUGUUUACUUUCUAUUCCAUUUUGUACAAGAAUUGAACAUUUAAUUGCUCCCAUGGGCGGACUUGGAUUCGCUAUAGGAAUGGUCGAUUCUUCUAUGAUGCCUAUCAUGGGUUAUCUCGUCGAUUUAAGGCAUGCAUCAGUAUACGGUAGUGUUUAUGCUAUCGCAGAUGUUGCAUUCUGUUUGGGAUUUGCAGUUGGACCGAUCAUCAGUGGUGCAAUGGUCAAAAGUAUUGGAUUUAAAUGGAUGCUUUGGUUCAUUGCCAUUGUUUCCCUCCUUUAUUCUCCAUUGACAUUAUAUUUGAGGAAUCCACCAAAACGAGAUGAAGCUCAGUCACUUGUUACAGCAAAAAAUGGAAACCAACAAAAAGAAUUAAAUUCUUUUGAAAAGGAUCCUAAGACAACGAUAACUGGAAUUCCAACAAUAUGUUUGGGCUCUACAAUCGAUUAUGAUCCUACACAUGGAGGACUUCAAGAAUAUCGAUAUGAAUAAAGAAGAAAAAGAUGAUCCUAUAAACAAAGAAAUUAUGUUGUCUUUCAUUCUAUAGAAACAAAAACAGAAAUCAAUAUUAUAACCAAUUCCAAUAACACAAUAAACUGUCAUUAAAUAUUUGUCUAUAUCCAUACAAUACUCUACCCCCCCACACACACACCUCUGCGUUAUAAAUGUAUAUCUUUGUAUCCUGCUGAUUUUAAUUAAACACAUUUGAUCUAUACAAAAUACCAUAGAAUUCAUUAUCAACUUUAAAAUGCUUAUCACAUAGUUAAUGAACAAGAGAAAAAGAACAACGACAACGACAACGACAACCGAUUCAUGUCCAAAAGGUGUUAAUCAUUGAUUAUUAAGGUUCAGUGAUCCUAUAAAUACACAAUUUAUUUCAAAUUUAUUAAGUAUUCAUUAUAAUUUUUAGAAAGUUAAAACAUACUUUACAGGAAAUUCAAAUAUACACCAAUGAUGUUUAUUUAUUUAUUUAAACAAAGUAAAUUCAAUGUAAA